Miscanthus lutarioriparius is the source of this 321-nucleotide messenger RNA. The record is from the annotation of a GenBank genome assembly. Lineage: Eukaryota; Viridiplantae; Streptophyta; Magnoliopsida; Poales; Poaceae.
AUGGAGUACAUGGACCUGGAGAUGCUGCGCGCCGGGGUGGAGGAGGCCGCGGCGGCGGGCGCGGACGCGAGGGCGCGCGGGGCGGGCCUGGCGGUGGAGGCGCUGCAGGUGACGCGGCUGGCGGCGAUGCGCCCGGACGGGCACCCAGGCCUGUACACCCGGGCGUUCCCUUUCGCGGAGGGGACGAGGGAUCGGAUGCCCAACGACUGUGUGCACUGGUGCCUGCCCGGGCCCAUCGACACGUGGAACGAGAUCCUGCUGCAGGUCGUCAAGCGAUGGGCCGACGGCGUCGGUUCCGACGCCUCGUCGCCAUCGCCAUGA